CUUCCCUUUUGCUCGUCGAUGGGUGGCGCUGUCGAUCGCCAGUACACGAAGUCCCGAGGCUAGCAGCGACAAGAGUGUUCCUACUCUUUUGCACAUUGUCGGUUGAUACCCUGUAACAUUUCUUCAAGAUGGGGCGAUGCGCUGCGAACCUGUAGCCGUGAUCAGGUUGCAACCGGUCAAGGCCUACAAUGGCCCAGACUCAAUACACCGCAGGCCUUAGAUUCAUACUCAAGACCUCUGACCAACAAAUCUCGGAGGAAGAUCGCAAAGGCGCCGUGAGCCAUGCGUCGAAAGCCCGUUGGAAAGUUCGCCGCAAAGCCCGAUCUAUGCGUUCUUGGAUAGAUCCGGAUCGAAGCCUCCAAGAGGAGAAGAGCGCCAUUCCUCCAGGUGCAUCAAAGCGGUCUAAUACUAUUCGGCUUCCUAGUCCCAGGCCGACGAUGAUCGAUGAAACCUUUUCCGCUACCGAACUACCUCCCGGUAUCGAACCUGGAAUGAUACAGGAAUUGGUAAAGCUGAUAAAUAUGGACAAAGUUGGAAUAUAUCCCUACGAGAUAUGCCUCCAAGUUCACCCGGUACAAAGGGGAUGGUUUCCAUACAUGAUCAAUGAUCUCUGUUGCCUUCACUCGAUGAUGUUUUCGGUCCGCGCUUUCGUCGAUGGGAUGUCAAACAGUAACCGGACCAGCCCUUUGGCGGCUUUCCACUACGACCAGACGUUGCGGCUUCUUCAAGCUCGUAUCGAUGCCUUUGAACGAGGUCUCUGCGACGAAGUAUGUCGCGACUCGACCAUUAUGGUCAUCAUCACAUUGGCUACUGCCGCCGAGAUUGGAAAUGAUCUCACCACUGCUCGAAUUCACCUCGACGGUCUCCGCAGGAUCGUCAAUCUCCGAGGGGGCUUGAGGCAACUGGACACACAUACAAAUGUCCAGGUCAAAGUGUGCAGGGCCGACCUGAGUCUAGCGCUACGAUCAGGACUCCUACCGAGCUUGUUUCUUCACGAUGAGAUUGAUUGGGACUGCUACAUAGCGGACCGGGGGUUAGUGCGAUGCCGCCACAUUAGAUAUGAACCCACGAUUCGAGCCUUCACCGACAAUCUGGAUCCCAAGCUGCGAAAUUGUUGGAAGGAUGUCCAUGCCUUUUCGUGCCUCAGCAAUUUGGCCUACCAGACAGACCGGAAAAUGUCACCGGAGAUGUACAAUGAGAUGAUGAUAGCCAUCCUCUACCGACUCACUCACCUCUCCUUCAACGAGGAGAAGGAUCUCCCCAACGAAGUUAUCCGCGUCGCUCUUUUGGUCUUUUGCACCACCCUAUUCCUGAUCAGGUGUUAUCUCGAUCACCCUUACGAGCGACUUAUUGAGCUCUACAAGGUCACUCUGGUCCGACUGUGUCAAUGUCGUUCCGAGGGUGAGCAUUUGCCGCCCAAGCCAGUCAUGUUCUGGCUUGUGAUGCUUUAUCAUGUGGUGCCUGAGCAGGAAACGACUUCAUCCUCCUCGUCAGGCACUGCCCUUUACUUCGAUAAAGAAUAUUAUUCACAGGCAGAAGUUGAUACCUGGGAAGAGGCUCUUACCCUUCUGAAAUCGAUCAUGUGGAUUGAUUUUGUCCACGGUAACAGGGGUAGAGAGAUUUUUGAAGACAGUCGCACUAGGUAAACGAUGAGGCAUUUCACGGGAAUUGAGGAGAAAAUGAAAACGAGAACAGCAGUUUGGUCAACAAUGUAUAUUCAUACAGCCAACAUCCUCCACGUCCUCGAGCGGACACAUAGAUAAAAUACACACGACAUGAGAAGC
Molecule: messenger RNA, 1784 nt
Organism: Exophiala oligosperma
Lineage: Eukaryota; Fungi; Ascomycota; Eurotiomycetes; Chaetothyriales; Herpotrichiellaceae
Exons: 4
Coding region: 189-1646 (485 amino acids)
Source: RefSeq, a predicted model, not a curated record